This is a messenger RNA of Wasmannia auropunctata (little fire ant), 252 nucleotides long. RefSeq lists its product as uncharacterized. Lineage: Eukaryota; Metazoa; Arthropoda; Insecta; Hymenoptera; Formicidae. Bases 1 to 252 code for a protein of 83 amino acids. The transcript is spliced from 3 exons. The record is from RefSeq and is a predicted model, not a curated record.
AUGUUAGGUAUAUCUGAUCCUUCUCAGUUGCCUCCGAGCCUUUCUAGCAGUCGAUACCAUCAGCAAAGUGCAUUAUAUAUUACAUUGUGGUAUGUAGCUCCGCUAUCAAUUCAAAAGUUGUUGCUGCUCCUGUUAAGAUCUGUGAAAGAUUUUAAAUUGGAUAUUGCUGGUGUUUUUAUUCCAUCUCUUGAAGGCUUUUCUACGCUUAUCACUUCGGCAUUAUCAUAUUUCACAGUAAUAUAUUCUAUGUGA